Molecule: messenger RNA, 10471 nt
Organism: Loxodonta africana (African savanna elephant)
Lineage: Eukaryota; Metazoa; Chordata; Mammalia; Proboscidea; Elephantidae
Gene: IL15
Product: interleukin 15
Exons: 7
Coding region: 1092-1580 (162 amino acids)
Biological process (GO): positive regulation of immune response; positive regulation of cytokine production; neutrophil activation
Cellular component (GO): extracellular region
Molecular function (GO): cytokine activity; cytokine receptor binding
Source: RefSeq, a predicted model, not a curated record
AUGCAUCAUUUACCUGACAUCCUUUAUUGGACCUUUGUCAAUGCUUCAUUUAGCUCUCUGAGCAUUUUUUAAAACAGUUAUUUUAAAGUCUUUAUCUAAUUAGGCUGGAUCCUGGACUUCCUCAGGGAUGGUUUCUUUCAAUGCUUUUUUAUUUUUUUUGAAUGAGCUAUCUUUUCCUGUUUUUUGGUAUGCUGUGUGAUUUGUGGUUGCUGUUGCUGUUGAGAACCAGACAUUUAAGUAUUAUAAAGUGACAAAUAUAGAAAUCAGAUUCUCUGCCUUCUCCAGGGUUUUCUGUUUUUUGGUUGUUGAAGGCUGUAGUAGUUAAUUUGUUUAGUGACUUUUCCUAUUUUUCCAAAGACCGUAUUCCUGGUAAUGUGUAGUCAUUAAAAUCUUUGUUCCUUAGUUUGUGUGCAGCUAGUGUCUCGACACAUUUCCUUGAUUGCCAGAAGAUAAGAAAAACAAUUAAAAAUAUCUUCCCAGUCUUUGCAUAUUGGCUGUUUGCUGGGCACUCCUUUCCCUCUUAAUCAGUCUUUCACUGAGCCUAUGAAUCAGCCCAAGGAAAAAUUGUGUGGUCCUCUCAGACAUUUCCUGCAUGUGCAUCUUCCCCUGGGCAUGUGUAUAGCCUGCUUAAUUCCCCCUUAUACAUGAGUGGUUUUUAAUGUCCGAUUAUCUUAAACAAAUUCUCCCCAGUUUUUAUUGCCAGGAUUUAGGUGGCCUGUUAAAUGUUUUGGCCAUAAUCUUUUGUUCCAAGCAUCUGUGCAUUGUUAGGUCAACUUGCUGUUUCUGAACAAGACCCACCACUUUUCCAGCCUGAGCUCUGAGUCAGGCAAAACAGAAACAAGUGCCUCGUUUCAGUCUUCUGGGUAGCUGUAAGACCAGCGAGAACAACCGCAAAUGGGUAUUUGCGAUAAGAUUUGCUCUGCUUCCUCUUGAACAUGCUCUGGGGUUUACACUGGAGUAGGGCUGCCGCUGCUGCUGCUGUGCUGAAAAGGGGUGGGAUACAGGAGGUAUUCUGGAUGGAUGGCUGCUGGAAACCCAUUGUCAUAGCCAGCUCUUCUUCAACACUUACAGAUUCACCGUGGCAUUGAGUAAUGAGAAUUUUGAAACCGUGUUUGAGAAGUACCUCUAUCCAGUGCUAUUUGUGUUUACUUCUAAACAGUCAUUUUUUAACUGAGGCUGGCAUUCAAGUCUUCAUUUUGGGGUGCUUUAGUGCAAGUCUUCCUAAAACAGAGGCUAACUGGCAGUACGUAAUAAAAGAUUUGGAAAUAAUUGAAAAUCUUACUCAAGUUAUGCAUGUUGAUGCCACUUUAUAUACUGAAAGUGAUGCUCACCCUAAUUGCAAAGUAACAGCAAUGAAGUGCUUUCUCCUGGAGUUACGCGUUAUUUCACAUGAAUCCAGGAAUAUGGCCAUUGAUGAAACAGUAGAAAACCUUAUCAUCCUAGCAAACAGCAGUUUACCUUCUAAUGGGAAUAUAAUAGAAUAUGGAUGCAAAGAAUGUGAGGAACUGGAGGAAAAGAAUAUUAAAGAGUUUUUACGAAGUUUUUUUCAUAUUGUACAAAUGUUCAUCAACUCUCCUUGAUUGCCGUUGGUCAUCUUCAGCAUUUCUGUUAUUAAGAAACAUCUUCCCGCAGCCUAGAGGCAACAAAACACUCUGCAUUUCAAAUGUGCUGCCAAAACAAGUUUUUCUACCAAGAAGGUAAUCAGGAUCUUGGAUCAGAUGAACUCUUAGAAAAGAAGACAGAAAAAUAUCAUUGAAUAACAUAGUAAAAACCUAGUGGCCGUCCAGUCAAUUCUGACUCAUGAUGACCCCAUGUGUGUCAGACUCAGACUACAGCUUUCUCCACAGAGUUUUCAAUGGGUGAUUUUUUUUUUUUCUUUUUUUCUUCCUGGAAGUAGAUCCUCUCAAGCUUUUCUUCCAAGGCACCUCUGGGUGGACUGAAAACUCCAACCUUUUGGUUAACAGCCAAGCUCAUGAACCAUUUGCACUACCCAGGGACUCCAUUGAGUAACAAAGUAACUAUAAACUGUCCUCAGACUUAUUUUGCUUUUUUAUUUUUAAUUUAUUAUUGAAAGUGUACAUAUCUGUAGUAUAAUAUAAAAUGUUGAAUAGAAUUCUGUAACAUAUUUUAACAUUUGGAAGUGCACUGAUAUCUUACCUCUUAUAAGGAAAUAGGAGACAUUUAUUGAGGAGUGAGAAUCGAAAUAUUUGAGAAUUAUUUAACGACAACUGGUUAUCAAUGUUGGGUGCAAACAGCUAUGUUGUUAUGAUCCUGCAAGUCUCUAACCACUGACCACCAGCCCACUUUUACUUCUCCAUUAGCUGUAACACUAGAAGAAGUGUUGACUACCAAUGAGAAAAGGAAGACUAUGUCGGAGCACUGUCCUUUAAUCCAUAAUCUAGUUAUUGAGAUAUAUAUAUAUAUAUAUAUAUAUAAAGCACCUGUUAUGAAGGAAAUACUCAAAUUUUAAGUACCUGGCACAUAAUGUGAAUCAGUAGAUUUUGGGUGGUGAUGACAACAUCAGCAUUCACAGGUUCAAUUGUGUACAGAAAAUGAACAGUUAUGAUGGUGUUUAUACUUUGUGCCUUCCCAAUUACAGUAUUUUAUUUUUACAUUAUUUUUGCCAUGUGUAUAGAAUAAACUGCUGAUUUGUUGAACUCACUAUUAUCUGAUAGAAAAUAAUUGUUUAUAAUGUUUCAUCACAAUUCACUGUCUAAAAUUAGUGAGUUCUUUUGUAAUGGAAUGAUAAAUAAAAUGAAACUCUUGUCUCAUUAUGAAUUUGUUUUAACGCCAUACCUACAGAAAUAUCAGAGCUUUGAGUGUGUAUUAACCUGGUCUAUCUCAGAAUUGGAUGUAGCAAGGGGUUUUUCUCAAUAUAUCUCUUUGUUUGGUAAUAAACAUUAUGACUGUGAUGUAAACGAUUCAUGAAUGCAACAAAAUUAAGAGUAAAUUUUAAGGAUAGUAGAACCAAUGCGAUGCUUCAGUCUUAGUAGUAGUAAGCUUUGACCUAUCUCCCACCCAGCCCACCCAAAGGUACAGUAUACAUGAAAAAUUGGGUAUUUGUCUUAUAGGUCUUCUCCAUGUUUCAUCUGGCAGUUCCUACUUAGUAUCUGCUGCCACUUUCAACUCUACUGUGGUCACUGCUUAUUUCAUGGGUGGUCGCUGCCUGGUGCUCCUAGUCAGGCCUCUUGGUAGGAUGCAUAUCCAUUCUCAUGAGCUCCCACCAAGGGCUAAUGGGAACUGGCUGCACUUUCCUGCACCAUCUUACACUUCAGUCUCCACAACCCUGCCCUCACCAGGCUCUAUAUUUGUAUUAGAACUUACUGCAGGCUCAGAGUAACAAAAGGGAAUUAGAGAGAGGUGAGGAUGGAGAGAUUUAAAACGCUUUACUAAAUAUCACUUUUCCCAUAAUCCAAAGUCAGAAAAACCAAGAAAUUAAAGCUUUCAUAGUCUGCCCAUCUGAGACAUAGCCUCGUUUCCUUCUUCUCAGGUCUGUUUGUAAUACAUCUUAUCCCUCUGCUCUCGGGUCUGUCCCUAUAGCAUUACCUUUUCAAAUAUAAAAAGUGAAUGAUAAUGAUGUCUAGGUCAGAAUAGUGCUAUGAUAUUUAAGUAAGUUAAUUCAUGCAAAGUGCUUAGAAUUUCUAACACAUAGUAUGCAUUCAAUAAUAAGAGUAGUAGUAGCAACUAAUAAUAAUAAUAAUAUUGUUGUUGUUAGGUGCUAUCAAGUUGGUUCCUACCUAUAGUGACCCUAGGUACAACAGAACAAAGCUCUGCCUGGACCUGCAGCAUCCUCAGAGUUGUUACUAUGUUUGAGCCCAUUGUUGCAGCCACUGUAUCAACCCAUCUCGUUGAGGGUCUUCCUCUUUGUUUGUGUUAUACAAUUGUUACUAGUUUAGGAAUACAAUGUAUGCAUUUCUUGAGUGUCCUUUUUGUCUUCAUAUCCAUCAUCUUGUCUGUAAUCAUUUUAUAUCAUUAUUCUUUUACAUUUCUUCUGGUUUUAUUUUCUUGAGCCAGUCUGCUGUAUUUCAGCCAUGACUAUUCUAUUGUUGGCAGAUUUUGAUAGAGCUUUUUCUCUUCCCUUUUAUUUUCUUCCAGCUAACUGUCUUAUAUCUCUUCUCUUGUCCUGUAUCUUUCUUUUUCAAUAAUUGACUGUUUUAAUCCUCUUUUAAUCAAGAGUUUAGGUUGCCUUUCUUUGCCUUUGUGGAGAACAAUUUUCACAACUUUUUCUGUGUUCUUUGCCUACAUUGUCUUGCGGUAUCCACCUUCACCGCUCCUUUCCUCCAGCAGGGCAAUGAAAGAGGGGCAGUGACAGCAAAGCUGUAAAAGUCUAUUCACGGGUUUGCUAUCUUGAAAGCCAUUUUACCAGAUUCAGCCUUUCCUUUUCCCUGGAAUGGUAUCUCUCUUCACUUGUCAGUCUUCCCAAGAUAAGUUGACUCAGUGACAAAACAUUUAAAUCACAAGCAGCAUUGCAGCCUGGCAAUUGCUCUCUGUUCUCUUUCACCCUGAUUCACUCUGGGGGUCUUCGCUGAUAUACUAUGGAGUAGGAAUAGUGAUCACCUAAGAAUGCUAUUUCUCUUUUAAGUUCCCACUGCAUUCUCCAGUACGAAGUGUUUCUCUGUUGAAACAUUAUUUUACCACCCAGUGUUCUCCAUCCAUGCUCAUAUAUCUCAGUCCUGUAGUCAAAGUAUGCUUAUACAUUUCUUCAAGAUCAUUUAGGACAAAUUUAUAUCCUAGUUGACUUUAAAGGAGUCAUAUAUUGGCUCUCGGGUUGUUUCCUAAUCUCAGUCCAUACUUUGCACUAUUUGGCAGCACAUUUCAAAAUUUCAGGAUUGUGGCAACUAUUUAAAAAUUUCCAUUGCAAUGGAAAUUUUUUUUUAAUUUGUCUUUUUGUCUUAUUUUUUUAUGUUUUCCUUUUUUUCAUGAAAAUUGGACCACUUUUAAUCAGAAAUUUCCAGUCCAGUCCUUAGACAAGGGUUAGCUCCCUUUCCAGGUACUAUUGGUAGGGUGAAUGAAAAUUGUCAUGCCAAUCACAUCACCAAUCAUAUCUGAUAGUGCUCAAUAACCCAUUUUGGUUAUAUAAGCAAACCAGUGAACUUAACCUUUGGAAUUUUGCAGUGCUUGAAAUUUUGACUUCAUCCCCCAUUAGUUACUUAAUAUGGAUAACUUCGGUUGAUCUUAGGAAACUUAAGGCAUAGAUCUGCAACUUGUUCUUAAAACACCUUUAGUUACCUUGAGAAACAAAGUAAUCAUGUAAACCAAUCUGAAUUUAAUUUUUGAUGUUUGUACUUUUUUUUUAAAUUAUUUUGUUGUUGUUGAAAGUGUACACAGCAAAACAUACACAAAUUCAACAGUUCUACAUGUACAAUUUAGUGACAUUAAUUACAUUCUUUGAGUUACACAACCAUUCUCACCCUCUUUUUCUUAGUUGUUUCUCCCUCAUUAACAUAAACACAGUCCCCUAAGUUUCUUAUCUAGUCUUUUGAGUUUCCAUUCCUCCCCCCCCACACACAAAUACUUAAGAAUGCAUUAUUGCUUCUUCAUCUGUUAUAUAUGAUACAUUCAUAUAUCUGCUAUAUCAAGUUUAGCGUAAGCUCAUAUACAGUCAUAUGUGAGUCACGGUUAACAUAUGCAGGUUACAUGUAAAUAUUUGCCCAGAGGAAAUUCAACUACCAUAAAGAUUUGGCUCAAUGGUUCUGAAUAUGUCUGAUGACUUAAUUGUGUUCUCACUGAGGAAUUUAUUAUGCCCGGUAAACCUCAACCUUGUAGAAAAGCCCUGUAAUUGUAUAAUCUAACUGAUGGCACGUACAAGAAAGAUUUAUAAAUCAUCAAUAAAGAGUCUUGAUUUUGUUCUGUAUCUUAUUUUUUCAGUCUUGGAUUUUAAAAUAAGUUAAAUUUUAGAGGAAUUGGAGAGGAAAUUGUUACCUGGAAGCAAAAUUGAAAAUUGUGUAUUUAAUUUUUAUAAGCUCUGUCAAGACUUUCAUAAUAUUAGCAUGAAAGAAAUCAUUUUUACUCUACAGGUUGUUUGCCUUCACCGUCAUCAUCAUUGCUGUUUUCUUUCAUUAACAGUCCUUCAGCCAUAUCAUAAUGGUAUUUAUUGAAAGCCUACCUACUGGGUAUAAACAUUAUGCUGGGUGCCAUGACUACAGCUGUGAAUAAGAAAGCUAUAGCCUCAGAAUUCAGAGAGUUUACAUUAUAACAAGGUAGUCAUAUUACCCAAAAAAAAAAAAAAAAUCAAGUUCUUAUUCAGUUUAGUAUCAGUUCUAUGAAUGAGAAAUACAGACCCCCAAGAGACUACAUACGGAGGGAGUAGAUUCAUUCAAUGGGUGUCAGAUAAUGCUUCUUUGAGCAAGUGAUAUUUGAGCUCAUCUAUGAAUUAUGAUUAGGGAUCAUCUGGGAAGAAGUGAGGAGUCUCAAAUAGAGAAACAGUCUACCAAAAUCUUCAGAUAGGGAGGAUAAUGAUGUGUUCAAAGAGCAGAAGGAAGACCAGUAUGGCUAGGCUGGAGCAAAGGGACUGAAAGAGGAAGCUAGUAAGGUAGGCAUCAACUGACCUCACAAGCUCUGGCAAAGAUUUUGCUUUAUACCCUAAAAGAAAUGACAUUUUUAUUAGACAUGCAUUAAAAGUACACAAGUGAAGAGGAGCUGAAGCACUUACUGAUGGAGAUCAAAGAUCACAGCCUUCAGUAUUGAUUACACUUCAACAUAAAGAAAACAAAAAAUCCUUACAACUGGACCAAUAAACAAUAUCAUGAUAAACAGAGAAAAGGUUGAAGUUGUCAAGGAUUUCAUUUUACUUGGAUCCACAAUCAAGGCCCAUGGAAGCAUCAGUCAAGAAAUCAAAUAACGCAUUGCAUUGAGCAAAUCUGCUGCAAAAGACCUCUUUAAAGUGUUAAAGAACAAAGGUCACUUUGAGGACUAAAGUGCGCCUGACCCAAACCAUGGAGUUUUCAAUUACCUUGUAUGCAUGUGAAAACUGGACCAAAUGAUUAAGAAAGACCAAACAAGAAUUGAUGCCUCUGAAUUGUGGUGUUGGCAAAGAAUAUUGAAUAAACCACCGACUGCCAAAAAAACAAAAAAAACAAAUCUGUCUUGGAAGAAGUACAGCCAAAAUGCUCCUUAGAAGCAAGAAUGGUGACACUUUGUCUCUCAUACUUUGUACAUGUUAUCAGGAAGGACCAGUCCCUAGAGAAGAACAUCAUGCUUGGUAAAGUAGAGAGUCAGCUGAAAGAGAAGAAGUCCGUCAAUGAGAUGGAUGGAUUGGCAUAGUGGCUGCAACAAUGGGCUCAAGCAUAACAAAGAUUGUGAGGAUGAUGCAGGACCGGGCAGUGUUUCAUUCUGUUGUAUAUAGGGUCAUUACAAGCCACAACCAAUUUGACAGCACCUAACAGCAACAACAAAUAAUGUCAUCUCACAGGGAUCUUAUCAUUGCAGUCAUUUAAUGAGUUCCUUGCAGUGCAGUGACGACCAAUUUAGGCAAGUGAUUAUUUGUUCCUUGUCAAAAACAACAAGCAUGUUGAUAGUAUAUAUCAUCUGAAAGGCUAAAGUUGUAAGGGUUAAGAGAGAAGUCCAACACAGGCUUCGAAAGACAGUUAGAAUCGCUCUUUCAUCAAAAUCUUAACAAAGGGAAGGCUUCCUGAGAAAGGAAUAACUUUCUAAAUCACUUUUUAAUGAGAACCAUUUGAUGUAAGGGAGGCCAAUCAUUUUCAUCAAAAAAAUUGGUGUAGAGGAAGGGACGAAGGGCAUGAUGAGAGUGCUCUGCUGACUGAAUGACAGGGCACAGUCACCACAGGGGAAAUGGAAAGAAAAUAAAGCAGGUGCUGCUGAGUAGAGACACCAGAAGCCUUGAAAGCACAAUCGCACUACACACAAUCAGGAAUUCAUGGGUUUAGGCUGUCAUUAGCUCCUUGUCGCUGUUGUUCGUUUCCAGGUUCUGACUCAUGGCAACCCCACGUGUGUAGAGUAGAACUGCUCCAAAGGGUUUUCCAAGCUGUCACCUUUCAGAAGGAGGUCACCAGGCCUUUCUUCUGAGGUACCUUUGGGUGGGCUUAAGCCACCAACUUUCUGCCAGUAGUAAGCACUUAACUCUUUGUGCUGCCCAGGGAUGUCAUUGGCUUUGAAGGGACAAAUGCUGAUAUGUUCAAGGAAUGGAUAAGAAAGAAACAACAUUUCCAAAUAAGUGACAGCUGAGACCCUAAAGAUGAGACUAGAAUAUCAGCGUACCAAUGAUUCUGCAUGAAAAGCACUGUCUUUUCAAUGGUUUUAAAGAUCAUGAUCAUCAGCCAAGUUCAGUUUGCUGAGUUGAUUCAAUAAAGUAGAAGUCCCCAGUAUGUUUUUGAGCUCUGCUCUCAAAGAACACAAUCGGCUGUGGGUAAUAAUAAUAAUAAUUCUCCUAUACCUGUAUGGUUCUCUAAAUUCACAAAGUGCUUUUAUCUACAUUGUUUUACAUAGUAAUAGUUUCUGUCCCUCAUGGCAUAGAAGAAAGCAGAAGCAGAGGCUCUGAAACAUUUUGUUUACGUUACUGAUACAUAAAGAAAAAAGAAAAGAACAGAAAAAUAGAAAGAAACCACCUGGAGUUUUUGUCCAAGCUCAGCUGUGCAUUUUUCUAAGCCCUAUUGCAUCUUAUAUUCCCUUUCCCAUAAAAAACAUGCACAUAAUACUUGGGGUGGAAAAUUAUUUGUUGUUCAAAAGAUCAAAACACAGUUUAAGCAUGUAUUUUUAUUCCAUAUUUUGGUUAUUUUUUCUUCACACAACUAUAUUCUGGUCUGUUGUUUGCUUUGCCCAGACGGUAAAGGCGCCAUUAAAUUUAUCCAGCCUGAAUUCAUUACCUUUUUAUAGUGAAAGAAAAUCCUCUCCUUUUGACAAGUAAGAUGUUUGUGCUGUAUUUAUGAAUAAAUAAAGGCAGCUGUGAUACACAGCAUUAUUAAGAGCAUUGCUCUAAACAUCUCCUCUGAAAAGAAAUCCACUCUUUUCAAUGUAAUGUAAGCUCUUGGUGUCCCAGAGUUUAUUAAAGAGGGAAAGCUACAGACCUAUUAUCCACACUGCAGCGUGAUAAAAAAUAUCCUACUUUCUACAAGGCACUCAAUUCAAAAUUGCAAACACAAGGCCAAAUGCUCUUUGAAAUGGUUAUUGUCUUUGCUGGUCGCUUGGCCCAUUCUUCAGUGCUUCACAGGUUCAGAAUCUGGAUACCAGCAAAGCAGCUUUCCCCAGGCUUCACCCUAAAUAGCCAUAAUAAUGCUAUUUCCUGCUUUUCAGCUGAGUGACUUUUUGAUAGGUGAAACUGCCAUUGUAGAACGGAUUUUUCCUUUGCAAAGAAGAGGAACCAUUUCGCCUCACAGAGGGACCUUCUAAACUGUAAGCCAGAAAAAGUGAGACAAAGUAUAACUCUUCGUCACUGUGAUGACCUCAAGGCAGGUCUGAAUGGGCAUCAGAACUGUUGGAAAGAACUUGUUUUCUCAUGAAGUUACACUGCUUCUCAGCAGAGCCCACUAGUCCCUAGGGAUUCAUUUCACGGCUUAGUGUUUUUUAUUUUAUUUCUAACAACAAACGUGAAAUGUGCUCGAAGAAUGAAUAUUUAUAAGCAGUGACGUGACAAGGGCUGGGCAGAGCCAGCCGUCUGCCCCCAGCUUCAGGCUUUGAGAGAGGCCAUUGUCUGUACAAGGAAUUUAAAGACAAUAACAAAUCUGAGGAAAAGUCUGUCUGCCUUUAUGAUCACUACGCAUCAACAAUUCUAAAUGAUAUUACCGAUAAUAUAUUCUUUCCUGGAAAAAAAUGUUUUUGUCUAAGUUCUAGACAAUUGCUCAGGAUACAGUUUUAAUAAUGUCUAGGUAAUAUUCAAAUUAGCACAUGUAUAUUACCAAACCAAACCCAGUGCCGUCGAGUCGAUUCUGACUCAUAGCGACCCUAUAGGAUAGAGUGGAACUGCCCCGUAGAGUUUCCAAGGAGCGCCUGGCAGAUUUGGACUGCCGACACUUUGGUUAGCAGCUAUAGCACUUAACCACUAUGUCACCAGGGUUCCCACAUGUAUAUUAUGUACCCUUUAAUAAACACUGUAUUUUACAUGGAAUCUCAUUUAGAGGGCUCAGUCACACCGUUUGCCUUCAACCCUAGAGGAAGGACUCAGGCAGUUCUAAAGAGUUUGAACUUGUUCACACUGGCUUUUGGGCACAGUUGUGUUGCAUAGUCUUACAUUUAAACAGAUUGAAAUAAACAAUAAUUUCACAGUAAUUGUGAAGACAAGUAGACUAACCUUUACUUACCUAAAUUUUGUCAUUCUGCCGGCCACUUGGAAUUUUUAUUUGUGUUUAAAUAAAAAGCUAACAGUGAGAAAGAGUGCAAACUACAAGGUGUGGUAUUUCUGUUUUAGUAAGUUGACAUUUUAGUUCAUUCAUGGGAUAGUUCACUGAAUAUGAAUAUAAUGUUUAACACUGAGAUUUAUUCUGCUUUUACAUUGUCAAUUGUUUGAUUUAAAUCUAAA